UAUAACCGAACAAUUUACAAUAUACAUUGUGGAAAAGUGUCAGUGAAACGUAUUAAUCAAUUAAAUGAUAAACAUUAAAUCAACACUAGCGUCAUAGUGAUUCAAACUACCCGAUAAUAGCAAUAAUAACAAAAUAAAAAAAAAAACUAAUAAUAACAAAAUAAUAAUCGAGUGUGAAUAAUUGUGAGUAAUGGCUAAGUGUGGUGGAUGUGGACAGUUCAUUGCGGCGUCGGCUGGCAUCCGGUGCAGCAAGUGCACGGGCUGCUAUCACCGAGCCUGUGUGGGUGUACCAGCCGCGGCCGCCCCCGCGCCUGGUUGGCUGUGUCCCGGCUGCAAGGCGAAAUUGCCUAAGACCGACAAUUCCGCAACCCCAGUGAAGAGUGCAGCAGCUGACUUCACGGAGACAAAUAGUCCGCCCACCGACACCACUGCGAGUCUGGAUCUGGCACGGGAGAUACGGUCUUUCAGGGAGGAAUUGAGUGCGCUCCGAGCGGAGAUACGCGAAAUGCGGCAGGAGACUGCUGACUUCAGGGCUGCCAUCAGGGGCUGCAACGAGCGCAUGGACGAAGUGGAGCACAGGGUGACCAACCUCGAGCAGCGCUUUGAGGCUAGGGACCCGUCAUCCUACGACCACCUAGAGGAGACGAUAGCUGACCUGAAACUCCAGUUAAACGAGCGCGACCAGGACCUGCUGCUCAACGAUGUUAUCGUGUCAGGCAUUCCUGAAUCGAAGGCCGAGAACCCGGCACAUUUAAUAAAAACAGUGUCUCUAAAGCUGGGGAUUGCUCUCGACGAUAGGGAUAUUGUGAACGUCGAGCGUCUUGGCAUGGUGCGGCGCAACUUUGUCACGAGUGCAUCCCAAGGUGACAUAACGGAGCGACCGCGACCACGCGUCAUUGCCGUGCGCCUGUCUCGCCGUGCGGUCCGGGAGCAACUGAUUCGCGCGGCGCGUGUGCGCCGCGGGCUCACCACUGCAGACCUCGAUCUGCCCGGCCAGCCGCGGGGGGUCUACGUUAACGAGAGUCUGACUCGCUCUAACGCAAGGCUCUUUCGUACCACUCGUGAGGCUGCGCAGCGUCAAAAAUUCAAGUAUGUGUGGACCAAAGAGGGACGCAUAUACGUGCGGAAGGAGGACGGCGUAUCCGCUCUUCGCGUUCGAUCGGAAGCCGAUAUCAGAAAAAUAUUUUUUGGAGACGGCCCGGUUUGAUUAUUGAGGGUAUCAAUAAAUACUUUCUUUUCAAAAUUUACCCUUUUAAAAUUGUUUUUUUGUUAAACUUGCUAUAUAUCUUGCACUUUGUUUACAUCACGGUAAUAGUAAUUAGGUUGUACUUAUGUUGUGGACCUUUUGAUGUUUUGUUUGGUUUUCUAUGUGUAAUUUCUGCGGUGUAUGUUUAUUUCGCGGUUGGUACAGCUUGCAGUGACGUUAAUCUGAGCGGGUUCCUAGUUGGCGCGCGCUUGAAUGUA
Messenger RNA from Spodoptera litura, 1464 nucleotides. Lineage: Eukaryota; Metazoa; Arthropoda; Insecta; Lepidoptera; Noctuidae. The record is from RefSeq and is a predicted model, not a curated record.